AUGGCACUUCCAGCCGACGAUCGCAACCAAACGAGUAUUAGUAGUGAUCGCAAACCCGAAGCUCAAGACUCGGCCCACACUCGAGAGGUGGCCAAAGAAGUGUCGCCCAAAUUGACGGACAUUUCUGCCAAAAGCAACGCUAAGGACAACGCAUACGUCGGCGCCAAACGCGGCCCCAAACGACACACCAAUACCAGCGCCGGUGCCGACACUAAUGGCCACAAAAAGGGCGCCAAUAAGUCUCACAAGAGAUGUAAGAAUGAAUCCAAUGGCGAAGAAGUGACACAAUCGGAAGGGCAGCUGAAAGGGAGCGAUAGUAGCGAUUCGUUGGGCUCGAAGUCAGCGCCGAAAGGGUUUGACCGCAAACUGGAGGCGGACUACAUCUGCGGAGCGACCACUCGGUCGGGAGAAGUGAUGUUUUUGGUGAAGUGGAAAGGCGUUAAUUCAGCCGAUUUGGUCACCGCUAAGGAGGCCAACCUUAAGAUACCACAGAUUGUGAUCAAGUUCUACGAGACUAACCUCUGCUUCAAAUGA
This is a messenger RNA of Medioppia subpectinata, 534 nucleotides long. Lineage: Eukaryota; Metazoa; Arthropoda; Arachnida; Sarcoptiformes; Oppiidae. The record is from the annotation of a GenBank genome assembly.